Molecule: messenger RNA, 7002 nt
Organism: Calypte anna (Anna's hummingbird)
Lineage: Eukaryota; Metazoa; Chordata; Aves; Apodiformes; Trochilidae
Gene: ZNRF2
Product: zinc and ring finger 2
Exons: 5
Coding region: 149-1138 (329 amino acids)
Source: RefSeq, a predicted model, not a curated record
GCGCCGCUGCUGCCGCCGUUGACCCCCACAGAGCUUAGCUGCGGAGGAUGGCGGCGGCUGCGGUGACCCCGGCGGCGGCGGGCAUAGCAGCGGUAGUGGUGGAGCCGAGCGGCCGCGCGGCGGGAGCCAGCACCGUCCCGAGCAGCUCAUGGUGGCGCCCCAGACCGGCGAGCAGCGGCCGCACCGGGGCCGCCAGCUGAGCCGGAUCCCGGCGGGCGGCUCUCCCUACUUGACACCGACCACCGAGCGACCCGUUUCUCUUCCCUGGCGUGCCCUCUCCCCCUUCCUCGGCACGACACGCGCCUCGGAUCGCUCCCGUCGGGACAGGACUCCUUCCGCCCCAGGGUGCCUCGGGGAAGGCGGCGGUAAAGGGCACCGGGCAGCGCCAGUCGGCGGCGGGACCAUGGGCGCGAAGCAGAGCAGCCCCACCGCCGCCAAUGGCCGCACCCGGGCUUACUCGGGCGGGGAUUUACCUUCUUCCAGCAGCAGCAGCAGCGGCGGCGCUAACGGGACCGGCGGGCGCUCGGCAGGCGCUGGCGGGCGGUACGCGCACCUGGCGGCGGCGGCGCCUCAUGCCGCUCCCGGCGGUGCGGCGGCAGCAGGAGGAACAGCGGCGGCGGGGGGUGCCGCGGGGUCGGCACCCCGGAGCAGGUCCUUAGGAGGGGCCACCGCCUCCGGGGCCCGAGCCGCGCAGUCCGCCUUCAACAUCCCCCAUAGCAGCGGGCCCUACGGCUCGCAGGACUCGGUCAACAGCACUCCGGAGGAGGGCGGCCGGGAGCGGCCCGCGGGAGGCGGCAGCGGCGGCGGCAGCUCCUCCGGCGGGCCCCGGCUAGUGAUCGGCUCGCUGCCUGCUCACCUCUCGCCGCACCUGUUCGGAGGUUUCAAGUGCCCUGUAUGUUCAAAAUUUGUUUCUUCUGAUGAAAUGGAUUUACAUCUUGUGAUGUGUUUGACAAAACCAAGGAUAACCUACAAUGAGGAUGUGCUGAGUAAAGAUGCUGGGGAGUGUGCAAUAUGCCUGGAAGAGCUGCAGCAGGGAGAUACUAUAGCACGGCUGCCUUGCCUCUGCAUAUAUCAUAAAGGCUGCAUAGAUGAAUGGUUUGAAGUAAAUAGAUCUUGCCCUGAGCAUCCAUCAGAUUAAGACAAGAUUCAUGGUUUUAGCUGCUUCCACUGAUCAGAAAAGAUGGGAGAUGUGAGGUUCCCUUGCUGAACACAGCGUGCCUGGCUUGAGACUUACAGCUCUUUGUGGCUGGGAAAGGCCAAGAUGGACACUGACACGGGAAAAGCAUUGCAGACACAUCCGGUUACUUGCCAGUAGUGCUCAGUAUACCAAACACUCAUGCAAAGGACACACAGGGAUUUUGAAAAUGCUGCACAUUCUAUAACAAUCCACUCCCCACAGACGUUACUGACACUAUUUUGUAUUGAAGGCCAAAGUUCCUAAUUUCAGCCUAACUUCUGGCUCUGUGAAGAAGCAAGUUAUUGGACAUGUUUCCUACUGCCUCAAGUGGAAGUGGAGAUGUUCGAUACAGGCUUUCUGAGACCCUUGCACAGGAGGAUGGCCCUGGUUUUGAGUGGGAACGUUUUCACCUUCUUGUUGGCUGAAGAAGAGUAAAUGGCAAACUAAAUAUAAUCUAACAGCGUGACCUUGAUUUACUGAAUUCACACCCUGUUUUAUGUUCUACACCUUUUUCAAGAACAGAAAAAAUAAACUUCUCUGCAUAGGAAUAGUAUAUUUCAAAAUUUUGUAACUAAACCUUUGUCACAAUGCAGUCCAAAGAGUAAAACCAAGACAGGUAACUAACUUAUAUUGAUUGAGCUAUAGGGAUUGUUGAAAUCUGCACAUUGUAUUGCUGUUUAAGUAACUAAAACUUCUCUUUUACUGCUUGUGAGUAAAAACAACAACAACAACAACAACAAAAUGCAGCAAAGCAAAAUCCUACAGCUAUGCAACUUUUUUUUAAAUAGGAAAAAAAAAAGAAUUACCAAUUUUAUGUGCUGCCAGUUAAGGUAAUUUGUUUAACGGGUAUUUUUUUAAAAAUGUUUCAGGUAAUUAUUUUAUUGUACUAUUCUCAUCUCCAGGCUGCCUCCUGAGGUGUUAAUGAAUAACUGCAAAUGUGGGCACAGCAAGAGGUUUUUGUAGGCAUGGGUGAGAUAACAUCGAGGUGGGAUUUGUGUUUAAUUUUUGAAACAUGCAAGUUUUUGUUUCGUUGUUUGAAUGUUAUUUUUGAUGGCAGGAUCCAUAGUACUUUGCAUCAAAAUCCUUGGUCCCUUCAUGUGGAGACCAGCAUUUGACAGUGUGGUUUGUUGUUUGUUUUGGGUUUUUGUUUUGUUUUGGUUUUUUUAAAUGCAUCUGCAUUUGAUUAAUUUAUUAUUAUUUUACUGUACUAUAUUGGUAUAACCAGGGCUUCAUGAAACACAGGAUGUCUCUGGCAGGGUACACCAAGUAAAACUGUGGAUAAGUAUUAAGCUUAAAAGUACCACAGUUUAAAAAAAAAAAGAAGGUAGGAAAAAAAAAAGACAAAAAACUGGAACAGAUAUCAGGGCUUAGAUGCAUACAUUUUAUAUCAAGAAUUAAUUGUAAUGGUUUCUGAAUUUCACAGCACAGGGAAGAGUAUGAAUAUUUAUUAGCAACAACAUUUUUAGCGGGUUUCAACAGUUAAAAUAAGUUGCACACUUUGAGCAAUUUUCUUGUACAUACACAAUUCUGGUUUUUUUCGGUUUUUUAAAGUACUUUUUUCUGUUGCUACUGUGAUUCAUAUCAAAAAGGGCAAAGAACAGGAGCAGCUGCUGCUGUCUGGAGAAGAGUGCAGUGCAUGUCACUAAACUCUUAUCUUUCUCACAGAGCAGUUCUUGCCUGGAUAACGUUUUCUCCAGAAUGCCUUUGUUAUACUGCAAAUCUGAAGGAGUCCCAACUAGAUAAAUGCUGUAAUCUCCAGUGCAGUUUCUACGUUUUUAGCCUUGCCUCACUGGUUUCAGCUGAACCUGUAACUAUGGAGCCCUGUUGUAUUAUGUCUUUCAGUGGGAGCAGAACCAUUUUGUCAUACUUUCAAUUCUGUAGCUGCACCAAAUGUACAGUCAGUUCCCUGUACAGAUUCCUUUUUAGCUGAGAAUAUUUGUGUUGCCUUGUAUUAUCAUGGGGAGGGGAGGGAGGGGGGAAGGAAUUACAGCACCUGGAAUACUCAAGUAGUGGUGUUGCCUGCAGGCCAGCUUUUCCAAUGUUUUAAAUUCCUGAUGUCCUCUGAAAGAGUAAAGCUUUUGCAUUUGCAUUAAUUUAAUGUUGACUGCUGGCUUCAUGCCUACAGAAAGUCACCUGUAAUAAUGUAAAGGGGGUUAGGUAAGUGUUUUGGUGUCCUGUGCUCCGAGGUCAUAGGUAGUUUUGGCUUGGGGAUUAAGUAGGUAAAUAUUACAAACAUAAAUCUGUUUACAACUUAAACUCAGUUUUGGUAUUUCUGAUUUCUAGUUCAUGUACUGUUUUUUUCAAAAACCUUAAUUUUCUGUGUUCAGAUGCAAGUAGUUGGUUUAAAGACCCAGCAAGUUAUCACUGCUGUCCUACGGGUAGGACCAGUGUUUGAAAAACAUGCCCCUAGCAGUCCCCCUGAUGAGUCCUUUUGCAGGCAUCAGCAUGGUAGAGCAGCAAUACUUUGGAUUGUCUGAGGAACAGAUAUGAAGUAAGCCUUAGAUCCUAGUUAGGCAUUACAAGUAUUCAUAAACCCCUUCUGAAAGGCUAUGGGAGGUUUUCUUGUGUCAAAACUUGUAAUGUAGACCAAGCCUAGAAUGACCCUGGAAGCAGAAGUGUGAUGCUUGGGUUUGAAAACGCCUGUGGAAACUUAACUGUGUAAGCUUCCUGUCACCAGCUGUGUUGGUCAAGUUGGUGAUGACCAUGCUGUAGAUGUAGCUGUAGUCAUAGACAACACCUUCGUUUUAAAAACAUCCUCACAGUUGUCCUGAGUCAUGCUUCAGAAGUGAAAAAUGAACACCAAAAAAGUCCCGUGUCUCGAUCAAGGAAUACCACACUUGCCCACAAGAAGCAAUAAUUUAAAUUACGGUGCGAUAUGCUUCUUUGCCUGUAAAUAUCUUGAGGUUGCCAAUUCUGUGCUGUUUCAGAGUAUUUUCUGUCAUCUGGCCUAUAUCUUCCCUAAGUAUGUAAGGGUGAGAAAUAAUUCCCAUACUCAGGUCUGCCAUAAACAUGCUGCUUGUCAGAAGGGGAAGAGUAGACUCAACACUGUCUCAAAAUGUCAGAUUUUUCUGAACUUGUAACAUACCCAUGUAUCUUGAGUAGCAACUUGUGUUUUGAAGUUUGUAGUGGAGGUGGCUAUGAGUUGGACUGUAUAUAACCCUACUCCAUACAAUACCAAGGGAGCCAUGCUGAUGUCAUCACAGGGCAUCUGCUGUUCUGUCUCUGAUAAAGCAGUGUAUCUAUAAUAACACUUUGUUUCAACGUGUACAUUCUACAAUGAAUUCAGUGGGACAUACAAGCAAAAAAAAACCAAAAAAAAAAAGCACACUGCAAACUUGUAGUAUUUUACUUUUGGGAAGAAUAAAGCAUAAAACAGAUGGUCUUCUUUGUAAUUAAUUUAACUUUCAUGUUCAAGGGUAAUUGUACUACAGUACUUUGAAAUGGAAAAUGUGUAGGCAAUGUACAAAGACAUGGGUGGGUACUUGUGCCCUUUAUCUUUCUCCUGCUCCUCUUUGUGAUGUGAAAAGGAGUUUGUCUUAAUCUUAAGAUUCAUACAUUUAUUGAAUCAUUGAAUGGUUUUGGUUGGAAAGGACCUUAAAGAUCAUCCAGUUCUAACCCCCACUCUUUGGGCAAAUUUAUCCUAGUUCUUAAUGCUAGGAGCCCUGGCUUUUUAAUUAAGUCUUUGCUGAAAAGGUUGGAGAGCUGGUAAAACUGACUCCUGGAAAACUAAAAUCUCAGCAAAUGUAGCAAAAAAUAAUUUUUCUUCAGAAAUGUGGAUCUUUGGUGUUUCUGGAUGGAUAAUGUCUAAUACAUCAGAUGUGGUUAUGGGUGCUUUUAGUAUGAUGCUUUUUCCAUGUGAGGGCUUCAGAAACUUCCUCGGUUUCUUCUGUGUUCCACCAAAAGCAGGGAAUAUGGCAUUUGAAUAUUACUAUUGUCUGUAUGUAUAAGUGGCAACAAAGCAUAUGUUGGUUUUGAUGUAGGCCACAAUCUCUCUGAGUUUCUGUGAAUUCUAGCUGCUUUCCCAUGUUGAACGAGGAUAUUUGUGUGCAAAUUUGGUAUUGUUGUUUUGAAUCUAUUGAUUUUGCUGUGCAGUUGGGAGUCUCCUAACAAGAGGCUGCCAGUAUACCUGAGAAAGCAGAAGUGCUACUAUGGAUCUCCCAGCUUAUCUUUACCAGUGGAGGAUCAUCUCUUUUUGAUGAGUGCUCUAUUUUAUCUUUCACUUUCCACCCUGACAAGCUUAAAAGACAUUUUAGUGUCAGUUUUUUCCCUCUUGCUAGCUGAAGACGUGUUACAAUUUAGGCCACAUCUUCUCCGUCCUUGGACAGGCUUUCCAUUGGCAUCAGCAAAAGUCAUGUAAGAGGUUGUAGGUGGAAGAAGAGGGAUUGUUAGGGGGGUUGCUACAACACAGCCAAAGGUGUUGUUUUCCUGCAGCAGCAUCAGUCCAUACCACUUCUUGUCAUUCAAAAUACUCUGCACGAGAAAUUCACGACAGAACUGUGUCCAGUUUUUUGUUUCCUAAAUGUAAAGCUAACGCGAUGUUUCUCCAGUUAAAUGAACCUGCUUCUCAAAUCAGGUUGAAAUGUUUUAGCCUCUUGGAUGCUUAUUUUACGAGCGCUGUAUUACACAAUCCGGCUGGGUUCCCAGCCCACUGCAUUGUGUUCUGUGAAGUAAUUUCUCAAUUAAGUACGUCAGAGCUGAUGAUGGGAUAAACUGUAAAGUGACCUCAGUGUGGGGCAUUACUUGUUGCUGAGGACUUGCUCAGGUAAACCAUCCUAGGAAUAUCUUGCACCUGAAAAAGGCUGGACUUGGUUCUAAUAAGUUGCCAGUUCACAAGUAGAAGGUGGCAAGCCCACCAGCUGAUCUUUCUGGCAGCUUUUAAUCUAUGUAUGUUCGUUUGAGAGACUUUUGCCCUUGGGUGUGCUUUGGCAAAGAUUUUGCAAUGAUAAGUAGGAUUUGCUGGAUUCUGGCAGAGUUUCAAAUGUAAGUUACCCGACAUUGCAAGAACAUAAUCUGUUGCUGAAUCCUGUUCUCUUGUUUUCUCUCAAAUCUGUCCCUUUUUGUUGCUAGUUUGUUAUAUUUAAUAGUAAACACUUCUCAACGUGACCGGUCACAAGCUCUCAAGGUGUGAAAUGCUAGCAGGAAGAGACAUUCAAGUGUGAUUCUAUGCUCUUCCCUUACAUAUUAAGAUGAAGCUGAAGUAUUUCUUAUUGUACAGUCAAGAUUGUUCUCCUAGCUGAUAUUGCCAAAGUACCAUAACUUUCAAGGAAGAAGGGAGGUCGCUUAGCUGUAGAGGGGGUGUUUUAAUGAACUACUUCAUUUUAAAGGCUGCAGCAUCACACUGAGUGAGUGGUUAUCCACUAUUAACCCUAUCACUUGAUUGCAAAUCUCAUUCUGGCUCUCCCUACACUUUUGAAGGCGUGUGCUGGUUGGGAGCAGGGUGUAUAUUCCACUUUUUUCUUUUUUUAAUAUGCCUCUUCCUACAGAGCUAACCCUGCCCACAGCGAGUUAGAGGGAACUCUGUGCUAGCUUCUGAAAUGCCACCCGUAUGUGCAGUGGUAAUGGACAAGAUGUCUUCCUUCAUUACCCAGGGCAGAAAUUGGAAUGUAAUUUGCAAAGUCUAAUGUAAAACAUGUUGUACUUUUUUUUUUUAAUUGAGCAGUAUGAUUGCAAGUUGACUUUAAGUUGUUCUGAGGUACUCUUUUAGUGGUCUGCCCAAACAUAAUCAUGAAUGAAAAUAUUUUUUUAUUGAUUUUUAGGUUGUAUGUUUAACAUUCCAUUCAUGUAAAAUAUGUACAAAUAUAUGUAAUAAAUCUUUUGAAGCACAA